AUGGAUGACGUAUGGCGACACGUUUUUCAUUAUUUUACUACGCUUGAACGGAUUCGUUAUGAGCGUGUAUCAACAGGAUGGAUGAAACUUUUACGGGAAUACUGGAAACAGCUAAAUGAAGUGGACACAAACAAAUUGUGCACUGAUGUAUGCUUGAAUCAUUGGUCCGAUUGUGUUCGAGCUGUGUUAGUACGAUGUUCACCUCACCUAGCAUCAUUCAGUUUCGGUCACGAUAGUCAGAAAACUUGCGAUCGGAGCACGAAGAAGCAAUUGCAUUCCGAUGUGCUUGUCAAACUUACACAGAAAGCUCCUUCACUCAGAUCAUUUCAUGUUGACAAUUGCUUUCUUUCCAGUGAUUCUAUGGAUCUAUUGCAAAAAUUACCGUCUACGCUUAAGGUGUUCCGUCUAGAAUGUUGUAUAAUUGACUGUAGUGAUCCGCAUUUUGCCAAUUCAUGUUUUCUAUCGCUGCUCGAUAAUUGUUCAACAUUGGAUGAAUUUGUCAUUACGGGUCAUGAUUCAUGUUACGGUUAUUUGUACAUCGAUGAUGACUUCAUGGAACAUAUACCGUCAACAGUGUCUAUUCUAUGCAUAUCUGCCGGUGAAGCGCUUAAAAUUAGGAAUGCUAAUUUUGUUUCCAAAUUUAAAAAACUACGCUUAUUUGAUGCCCAGUAUUCAUUUUUGAGCCUCAGUACACUCCAGGAUCUAGUAUAUAAUGCACCCAAUUUAUUAUAUCUCGAUUUAUCCAAUUCUCCGUUUAUAACAGAUUUCUCACCAAUUGGAAAAUUAUCAGAGCUUAAAAGCUUGCUAUUAAAUGGCAAUUGCAUUUAUUUAAAAAGUGUGCAGUUGAAUGCUAUAAUCAAAGGUUGUAUAUCACUGGAAGUAUUGUCACUGGAAAGAUGCUCCAAACUAAGCAACGAAGACUUGAAGAUAAUCAGUAAAUGUUCAACCUUGAAGGAGUUACAUUUAUCUGGUACAACUAUGACAGACGACACUCUGACUUGUAUUGCUUUUGGUAUUCCGUUACUGGAGGUAUUGGAUAUCAGUUACUGCAAAUCAUUGACAUCAAAAGGACUGAAAAGCUUGACUAUGUUACAAAAACUAGAUCAUCUUUGCACUAAUGGAAUCUAUGAUUUCGAUGAUAAUUUGGUAAAUUUGAUCCGUAAUUGCCGACCUCACUGCAUCAUAGAAGCGUUUCAUUGUCGAUAUUCGAUGAGUACCAGCGAAUUGUUUCAGAUGGCAUUUUUGAAAUCGAUGAUAGAGCCGGAGUCUGUUAAAAGUACCUACCAGAUAUCUCGUUAUCGCUACAUUUAA
Brugia malayi is the source of this 1311-nucleotide messenger RNA. RefSeq lists its product as uncharacterized. Bases 1 to 1311 code for a protein of 436 amino acids. The transcript is spliced from 10 exons. The record is from RefSeq and is a predicted model, not a curated record. NCBI's taxonomy places the organism in Eukaryota, Metazoa, Nematoda, Chromadorea, Rhabditida, Onchocercidae. Gene Ontology annotation, molecular function: protein binding. Gene Ontology annotation, biological process: SCF-dependent proteasomal ubiquitin-dependent protein catabolic process. Gene Ontology annotation, cellular component: SCF ubiquitin ligase complex.